GUAACAGACGCGAAAUGAUCUUCGCAAUGGCAACGCGUUGUCGGUCCACCAAGAGCCUGCACCUGCGCCUGAAUCGGUGGCUCUGCCUUGCCGCGCUAAUGCUAAUUUUCAUCAUGCAGCUGUCCCGUUGUGAAGCACAGUCGCAGCCCCGCAUGAGCCGUCGACCGGCUGGAAAGACCAAUGUGGAGGAGACCAGCGAGAGAGGAUCCGUGCCGGAUCAGCUGGCGCUGGCCGCAAGUCGCUCUGAUGGACAUGGGCGCAACUAUCCGCGACGGGGCGGUGCAUUACAGGCAAGGACCAAGGAGGCGACUCCAGACUAUAGCUACGGGCAGCUGGAGCUGAAUCUAAUAAGGCCCGAGCACGAGACGUCUUCAUUGUCGCCGCACGGCAAGAUCAGUGCUUACUACGGCGGCGGCAUGAGCACAACAGCCGAAUCCGUUGGAGCUGCUGUUGGUGAUCUGAGUCACGAGAAGACUGUCAUACUGGAGGACUCGGAGACAGCGGAAGAGUACGUGUCCAACGCUAUGAAAAUGGCCUAUAGCACACGGCACAAGGAGUCACAGGCGCCGCUGCGCAUUGUGGCCAACACACAGCGGCCCUUCAUUCCCAACUCCAGUUCCAGCUCCAGUUCCGAGCAGCAGGCACAUGCGCAAGUCCAGCAACAGCAGCAGCAUCAUCAUCAUCAGCAGCAGCAGCAGCAGCAGCAGCAGCUGGAGCUGGAGCAGGCUAAGCAUGCCAAGGCGCAGGCGCAGGCACAGGCAGCGCUGCUGGAGGCACAAAUGCAGGCAGAGUUGCAGGCCCAGCUUGUGCAGCAGCAGGCGCUGCUCCUGGCCGAGCAGCAGCGACAGCAGCAGCAACAAGAACAAAAGCAACAUCAGCAGCAUCAGCAGCAACAGCAGCAGCAGCAUCAGCAUCAGCAGCAGCAGCAUCAGCAGCAGCAGCAUCAGCAGCAGCAGCAUCAGCAGCAGCAUCAGCAGCAGCAGCAGCACUCAGUUGAGUCCACAUCCAGUGAAUCGUCCCUGCCCGCUCCAGCGCCCGUCUAUGAGAAGGAGUCGGUGCCGCGCAGCUAUGAGCUGUAUGACACGCCCGCCCAGACCGAGCCCGUUGGCGGCGACAUUGAACGUCUCUAUCGCACGAAAUACUAUAGCUAUCCGGCAUCGCAGUCGCAGCCACAAUUGUAUCGCAACAUCGAGGACGAGGCGGAGGAGAAGGUGCGCGUCUCUGCAUCGACGGAAAUACCCAAGGCAGAAAUAAUGAAACAAAUCGAAAAGUCUGUCAUCAAGUAUAUGAAGGAGCUGGAAGCCGAGGGCAAGAUAAUUACCACCCCACAGGAGCUGGCGCCACCAGCCACCAAAACCUACUACAAGCUGCUGUCGCUGCCCAGUUCCGGCGGUGCCGGUGGCUCAGUUUCUAGCGAGGAGAAACGCUAUAGCAGCAGCACGGUGCGUCCCAAAUACAGCAGUCCGCCGGCAGCUGGCCAGGGGCGUCAGCCCGGCCCGUCCAUUCAGCAGCAUGGCCAAUACCAUGGACAGCAUCAUCAGCUGAGCAAGCAGAAUUCGCAUGCGCUGACCAAGCCGCAACGAUACCAAUCCGAAACGGAAACCGCAUACCAGGCACCGGACAUUUCCGCAGACGCACUGGCACCCAAUGUGGAGUUCAUCUAUAAGAUUAAGACGCGUGCGCCGCUCCAAACGGCCACUGUGAAGACCGUAUCGAAGCCAUAUACCUUGCCGCUGAAGACGAGCGCCGAGCACUUUGAUCAUGGCGCUGCCCUGAAGAACAUCGAGGAGUUCGACUUGUCCCAUGUGGUAACGACGGCGGAGCGCGAACAGGAGGAGCAGCGGGUGACGAGCAAGCCGCAAAAGCUGUAUUUCAACUCAGAUAUCUAUCAUGACAUUAACUCAUUGCCCUACAAGGCGGAGAAGCUGCGCGGCGCCAGCGGCAGUGCCAGCAACAUCCAUUCGGUGCAGGGUCAGGAGUACAGGCACAAGCUAAAGGCAGCCGCCGAUCUGCAUCCGGACUAUAAAGGCUAUUCCGGCUAUUUUGCGGAGCCGGCGUCUAGCAGCAUGGAGCUGGCCGAGAAGCAGCAGCCGAGCGGCAUUGGCAAUGAUGGCAGUGAGGAGGGCUAUCCGCUGCCUUAUCAAUAUGUCCUGAAGAAGGAGCCGCUAUCCGCUAAGUACGAGGAGGAGCGUGAAAGCUGGGAGCAGUCGAUGCGCCUGGCACAUGCCAAGCCCGCUGGCGGUGGCUACAAGACUGCUGCAUCCACCAGCCUGGAAUACGACAGCUACAGUCCCAAGUUUAACAACAAUCCCGAAGGCUAUGGCUAUCAGCACACCUACAAGACGCAGCUGCUCCGAGGCGCUGGCGGCGGCGGCGGUGGCGGCGGCAACGGUCCCAACUCUGGCAACAGCGCCGGUGGCAAGCGCGGCAAGCGAGGCGGUGCUCCGCAUCCUGCCGCUGGUGGUGCGCCCGGCAAGAAGCUGUUGCGCAGCAACGUCGGUCCUUCAGGCCUCGGUGGCGCAGCUGGCGUUGGCGGCAAGCUGGCCAAGGAUCUGGAGGCCAACCUGGCACUGCGACCACCGCCCAAGAAAUAGUCUGUUAUAUAGCUUAUUAUAUGAAAAAUUUUGUUAAUACCAGAA
Messenger RNA from Drosophila montana, 2639 nucleotides. Its product is annotated as J domain-containing protein DDB_G0295729. Bases 15 to 2594 code for a protein of 859 amino acids. NCBI's taxonomy places the organism in Eukaryota, Metazoa, Arthropoda, Insecta, Diptera, Drosophilidae. The record is from RefSeq and is a predicted model, not a curated record. The transcript is spliced from 3 exons.